UCAAAACAAAGCAGCGUGGUACAGACUGGAGCUAAAAAAUAAUUAAAAAAUAAAGUUUUUAAGGAAUUUUGUUAAAAAAUGACAACAGUUGAUGGAGUUUUGGAGUAUUACGGAUGCAAUUUCUUCAAACAACGCCUGAUUUUGUCAAUUUUGAGUGGAAAACCGAUCAGAAUCAAAAAUAUUCGACCCGCCGGGAAAGGUUUACAAGAAUUUGAGGUGUCCCUAAUUCGCUUAGUAGAUAAAAUCACGAAUGGAACAACGAUCGAAAUAAGUUCAAACGGGACAGAAAUUUAUUUUUCCCCCGGAUUUUUGGAAGGAGGGCCUGUACAACACGAAUGUAAUGUUCAACGCGGGAUUGGUUACUACCUCGAAUUGCUCGUUGCUGUGGGUCCUUUUUGCAAAAAUCCUCUAAAAGCUGUUCUCAAUGGAGUUACGAACAGUAGCGAGUCUGUCAGUGUUGACACGAUCAAAAGUUCAACUCUAAAAGUUUUAAAGCGAUUUUUGAUCGUCGAUGAGGGUCUUGACAUCAUGAUAAACAAACGUGGAUUGAUGCCUUUGGGCGGCGGUGAAGUUUUUUUCAAGUGUCCCGUGAAAAAUAAUUUCAAAGCGAUUCAAGUGAUGAAUUUUGGGAAAGUAAAACGCAUUCGUGGCAUCGUUUACAGCUGCAAAGUCCCGUCUUCCGUGAUGAAUCGCACUGUUGAAGCAGCAAAAGGCGUCUUGCUCAACUUCAUUCCCGACAUUUACAUUUAUACAGAUCAAAAUAAGGGAAAAUCCUCGGGAAAAAGCCCGGGAUACGGCAUUCAACUCACCGCAGAGACAAAUAACGACGUUUUUUAUUCCGCCGAAGGAGUUUCCCAAACACUUUCGGACACAAACAAAAAUCCGACAGUCCCGGAGGAUUUGGGCAUCAGCACCGCUCACAAAUUGAUCGAAGAAAUUUUCCGCGGAGGUUGCGUCGAUUCGUCGUGUCAAUGGAUCGUAACGCUUUUCAUGGCCUUGAGUCAAAAGGAUGUCAGUAAAUACGUGACGGGCAUGCUGUCGGAAUAUACGGUAGCGAUGUUGCAACAUUUGAAGGAAUUUUUCGAUGUAACGUUCAAAAUUGAUUAUCACAAGGACGAUGAUGAGAUGGAUGACGAUGAGGAAGAAAAUGAUGAAAAUAGUUCGCCAAAAGUUAGUUUGACUUGCGUUGGGAUCGGAUACAAAAAUACGAAUAAACGAAUCACUUAAACACAUUCGUCUUAUUUAUUAAGUUAGCUGCGAUAGUAUAUUUUUAUAAGUUAACAAGUUUUUUUUUUACUAAAAUUCUUUAUAACAAAGUCGUUUUUUUUUGCUUUUAUCGAAGAUUUUUAUGUGAUUUUGUGAGAAAAAUUUAAUUUUUUUCG
Molecule: messenger RNA, 1382 nt
Organism: Culicoides brevitarsis
Lineage: Eukaryota; Metazoa; Arthropoda; Insecta; Diptera; Ceratopogonidae
Gene: Rtc1
Product: probable RNA 3'-terminal phosphate cyclase-like protein
Exons: 2
Coding region: 79-1227 (382 amino acids)
Biological process (GO): ribosome biogenesis; endonucleolytic cleavage of tricistronic rRNA transcript (SSU-rRNA, 5.8S rRNA, LSU-rRNA)
Cellular component (GO): nucleolus
Molecular function (GO): RNA endonuclease activity
Source: RefSeq, a predicted model, not a curated record